CUUCGUACUGGCCUUUCCCCACCCUUCUACCAGGUCUGGUGCUGCUUUGGACUCUCAUCAUGGUCCCCAGACCGAGGAGAAAGGCAGGGACUGUGGAGGACGAGGAGCAGGAUGGGGAUUAUGAGAAUGAAGCUCCGUGCUACAGGGACCUUCCUCCCAAGCCAGGCUUCAUGGCACCACCAAGACCCCCAAGGGCAGGAAGGAUCCCAGAGAACCCUCCGCUUCCCCCCAAGGCCCUGCCGAUGACAGCCCUGGGCCUUCCGACUGUCACCUGCCCAUCCCGCCAAUCAGGUGGUGAUCUGGAACCUUCUCCAUUGCAGCCAUCCCUGACCCGGCCAACGACCCCGGUGCCCUGGAUCGGGGGCGAGCCCCGCGUCCCAUGGUGGCCCCGGGUGGGGCGGGCGGCGCUGCCCUGCGCGCUGGCGGCCGCUGCUCUGCUGCUGAGUGCCCUGGCACUGGCCGUGACCCUGACCAAGUACCAGGAGGUGUUGGAGGAGCUGAGGCGGGCGGCCUCGGAGCAGCUGGCAUGGCGAGCCAACGUGACUGGAGUGGCGGGGCUAGCUGGCUUGAGGAAGGACGUGGAUCGUGUAAGAGCUGACACUAGUCAAGCCAUGGUGGAACUUCGGGGCUUAGUAGAUUGUGGAAGGGUCACGUGUCCGGAUGGCUGGCUCCCCUUUGAGGACAAGUGUUACUACUUCUCUUCAACCACUGCGACCUGGGAUGAGGCCCGGCAGUUCUGCCAGGAGAGCUAUGCUCACUUGGUUAUCAUUAACAGCUUCGCUGAACAGAAUUUUAUUUCCAAGUUGCAUGGCUCUCCUCGGGUGUACUGGCUGGGGCUGACUGACAAGGAUCAGGAAGGGGAGUGGAGGUGGCUGGACGGGACGCCGGUCACCCUCAGUUUCUGGGACCCCCAGGAACCCAACAACAGCUACGAGGAAGAUUGUGCCAGCAUGAACAAGGGCGGCUCGUGGAACGACCUCUCCUGUGCCAAGACCACCUACUGGAUCUGCGAGCGGAAGUGCUCCUGCUGAAGCCAGGGUCCUGCGCUGGCGAGGGGCCCCCUUCUGAGGGCGAGGUCCUCUGCCCCUUCCUGCCCCAUCACCCCCUGUUGUGAACGGGUACAGUCCUUGUUUGGUUUGCACGGAGGGUGAGCUGAUGGUGAGCGGGCACAGGGUGGUGAGUUGCAGGAUGUUGGGGCUCAGUGGCUGCUGCACCGAAUUCGGGGCUCAUGGCUUCUGAAAAGCAGAGCCUGGCAGUCCCCAGGGGCUCCAAAUCUGACCAUGAACCUGAAGUGCAGU
This is a messenger RNA of Perognathus longimembris pacificus (Pacific pocket mouse), 1298 nucleotides long. It is a transcript of the gene Clec17a, whose product is annotated as C-type lectin domain containing 17A. Bases 60 to 1031 code for a protein of 323 amino acids. The transcript is spliced from 12 exons. Gene Ontology annotation, molecular function: signaling receptor activity. The record is from RefSeq and is a predicted model, not a curated record. Lineage: Eukaryota; Metazoa; Chordata; Mammalia; Rodentia; Heteromyidae.